AUGCUACGUCCGGAGGAGUGGAACGGGGAGGUGCCAGACGCAGAAGCGCAAGAUGAAGAAGCGCAAGACAGUGAGGCGCGAAACCAAGAAGCGCCAGAUGAGGAAGCGCCAGAUGCAGAGGCGCCAGACGAAGAAGCACCUCAUACUUCUAUCCAAGACGAAGAAAACGAAGACGAAGAACCACCCUAUCCCGCCAGCCCAGGAAACGAAGACUCCAUCUCCCUCCCCUCAAACCCCUACCCCGAAGACGACUUCCUCCUCCCCCUAACCCGACAACCCGCACGAACCACACCUCCCCCGCCCUUCCCCUCCCCUCCUAACCUAAUCAUCCACCCAAACUCCUCACCGGGACUAUCGAUUCCAUCCCCCGGACUAUCGAUACCAUCAAACCCCUACCCGGAAGACGCACCGUCCUCACCAACCUCCUCUUCCCAGCCCCCUCCACCACCACCACCACCCCGACCCACACAAUCCCCCUCCCCAUACUACCGCGCCGUAACACCGCCUACGCCGCACGCCCGCUUCCCGAUAUAUCCUGUUGAUAGAACGAUUUCGCCUAUUAGUCCGUUUAAUGCGAGUCGGCAUUUGAUUUCUGCGGAGGGCACGGCGUCGAGCCUGAGUUACCGGAUUGAUCACAGACAGGAAGGAAAUGGUGGAUACAACAAUGAUGGUUAUGGUGUAGAAGGGGGGUAUACGUAUGCGCCUAAUCAUCCUUAUCACGGUAUGAGUGCUCAAGAGACGAGCGAGUAUUGGCUUGGGCUUGAGGGGUAUCAUACGGAGAGUGAGCGGAAUCUGAGGAGGAGGGGUGAAGGGAGGGGGAGGAGACGGACGGUUUCUUCGCCUGUGCAGUAUGAUGUCGAGAGGGUGUUUGGGUCUGUGGGGGAGAGCUAUGAGGGUGGUGGUGUAGAUGGUGACAGGGAGCGUGAGGAUGAGGUUAGGCGGCGGUAUUUGGACGCUUUGACUGGUGAAGAGAGAAGGAUGGCGGAGCAGGAAGAAGACGAGGAGUUCGCCAUGAGGACUUCCUCUGGGGAAACCAAUGCAGGGAGAAAGAACAUGAUGAACCGGCUCCUAAGCACCUUUGCAUGUCGACCCGGAACCGUCACACCACUACACACCACCACCACCCCCAAUCCAACCAACACAAACACACCCACCACCCCCGCCGUACCCACAACCCCAAAGAAAUACACCAUAGCCUACCUCUCCCACAAAAUACACCGAACCCAAAAACACGAAGAAGAAGCCAGACUCCGAGAACGCCUCAUGGCCCUCCGCCUAGCGGAACCAUCUGCGCCGCAAACCCACCACAUCGAAGACAUCAACAUCAACAACCCCACAGAAAUCCCCGUUCUCGUCCCUAAACCCAAAGCGAAGAGGAGAAAAGACAGCACACAGCCUAACCCUAACCCGCCUUCUCUUGUCCCAAACCUAGAAAGUCGGACGCAGAGUGUGAUUGGUCCGCCGGUUGGUCUUUCGCAGAUGAUUCAGAGGGCGCCGGGGAGUGUUAGGGUGAUGACUCCUUUGCCGGUUUCUGUAGCUGUGUCAGAUACCGGAUCUUCGGGUGGAGAGAGAGGGGAAGAGGUUCAGCGUGGGCCUAGACAAGAGCACUCAGGUUCGAGUCUCAGCGACCGGUUACGGCAAACGCAACUUGAAGAUUUACCUCUGCAACAGGAUGCAGCAAAGGAGAUACGGGAUUUGAUGAUGGCGCUUGAACGGGAUCAAGGGGAGGUGGCUAGCACGCCUGUUCGGUAUACAGGUGGUCAUGGACCACCGAACGGUGUCGACACGAGUACUACUCCGAUUGAACGCGUGGAUGAGCUGCCCGCUGGUUUUUCCCGUCCCGAAACGACCCCCUCAUCGGGCCACACACAGCCCAGUUUGUCUGCGCACGAAACUCUCGAACGACACUUCCGUACUCAACGCCAAGUCAAUGAGCGUUUCAUCCGUCCUGUUCGUGCGAUAACUUCGCAGUCGAGUAGUCGGACGCUGCCGAGGAGUUAUCGGGUACCGGAGGGGCAUGGUGGUGGAAGGGGUGUGCUAAGGGUUACUAAUGUGGUUGUGCAGGGGGAGGAAUUGGAGGGAAGUAACGAGGUUGGGGUUGGGGUUGAUGGUGGUGAGGAUGGUAAGGGUGGUGGUAGUGCGAAUAAUGUUGUUGAGAAUCAGCAAGACGACACUGAGGAGUUAGCGGCGGAUGGAGAAGAGCAGAAGGGUGAGUCUCUGCUCCGAUAUAAUGGUGACGAGGAAGGUGGGAGAGAUGUGACAGAGACUGGAUGA
This is a messenger RNA of Alternaria hordeiaustralica, 2274 nucleotides long. RefSeq lists its product as uncharacterized. The coding region runs from base 1 to 2274 and encodes 757 amino acids. NCBI's taxonomy places the organism in Eukaryota, Fungi, Ascomycota, Dothideomycetes, Pleosporales, Pleosporaceae. The transcript is spliced from 2 exons. The record is from RefSeq and is a predicted model, not a curated record.